Rhododendron vialii is the source of this 1885-nucleotide messenger RNA. Its product is annotated as protein IQ-DOMAIN 5-like. Gene Ontology annotation, molecular function: protein binding. Lineage: Eukaryota; Viridiplantae; Streptophyta; Magnoliopsida; Ericales; Ericaceae. The record is from RefSeq and is a predicted model, not a curated record. The transcript is spliced from 7 exons. Bases 274 to 1527 code for a protein of 417 amino acids.
CCACCAGCCUGCGUCCUCUGUGUUGGUUUCCAUCAGCUUCAUCAAUCCCGAAAGUUUGGUGAUGAGAGGGAAAACACACGCGUUUUUUAGAGUGAGAAACCCAGAAAAACAGGUAACCAAUCAAUUCGAAUCGGAUCAUCGAAGUCGUGAAAGAUGAGCUCCAGAUGCUGACUUCGAUGCGACCCUUUUUCUUCGACUGAUUGAUCGAAAAAGGUGCUCUCAUUGCGCCUGGCAAUUCAGGUCUGAAGCUGGUACAACAAGAGUUAUUUCACCAUGGGUGUCUCUGGAAAAUGGAUCAAGGCAUUGAUUGGUUUAAAUAAAUCAGAGAAGUCACAGUCUUUGGAGAAGGAUGGAAAUAGAAGUCGAAAUGUCAGACAACGGAGAAAGCAUCCAGUUGAGAUUGGUGACGACAUAAUUCAAGACGAGUUCAAUCAGAAUGCUACUCCCCCAUUUGUAGAUGCAAGCAUCCGUCCAGAUGCAGAUGCUUCUGGUUCGCCUUCUAUCUCGCUUCAAGUGCAGGAUGCAGCUCAUGUUCAACAGAAUAUGAGUGAAGAAUGGGCCGCCACCCGCAUCCAAACAGCUUUUAGAGGAUUUUUGGCUAGGCGAGCUUUACGAGCAUUGAAAGGUUUGGUAAGACUUCAAGCCCUUGUUAGGGGCCAUGCUGUGAGGAAGCAAGCAGCAAUAACUCUUCGUUGUAUGCAAGCUCUAGUGAGGGUCCAGGCUCGUGUUCGUGCUCGGCGUGUUCGUUUGGCGUUGGAAAGUCAAACAGCACAACAAAAUCAUCAGCAGCAACUUGAACAGGACGCUCGUGUUCAAGAUAUUGAGCAAGGGUGGUGUGACCGCGUAGGAUCUGUUCAAGAGAUUCAUGCAAAGUUGUUAAAGAGGCAGGAGGCGGCUGCGAAGCGUGAAAGGGCUAUGGCAUAUGCUUUAGCUAACCAGUGGCAGGCAGGAUCAAGGCAGCAGCAAGCUCCCUCUGGGUUUGAACCAGACACAAACAACUGGGGCUGGAACUGGUUGGAGAGAUGGAUGGCUGUUCGUCCAUGGGAAAAUCGCUUUCUCGACAGUCAUCCAAAAGAUGGAGUUGUGAUUCAUGAGAAUGGAUCUGAUGAAGUAAAGAAUGGAACCAGUACCCUGUUUAAAUCUUCGGGAAAGAAACCCAUUUCUUCAAACCUUUCAAGUCAUAAAAUGGGUCCGCCUCAAUCCGAUGCCUGUAGUUCUUCACCCAACAAGUCCGCAAGCAUGCAAGAGGCAACUGCGACACAGUUUACAAAGCCUAAGCCAAAGCCACCUACUGAAGAUUUGGUUGGAGAAACUGGCCCAAGACCUGGCAUAGGGUCAAGAUCUCACAGCAAUCCUAAAGAGAGAUCUGCUCUUUCAGAAAAGCAAGCAAAGAAGCGGCUCUCUCUUCCUAAUAAUGGGCAAGGGCUUCGACCUCAAAGUACCAAGCAACCUGGUAGAAUUGCUGUAAAAAGGACUCCUACUUCACAGAAGCCUGUAAAGGAUACAAGCCUGAUGGACACGAUGUAAAUCCAAUCCAAUCUGUUUCAAAGACUGCUAAGCUGUGAAAGUAUUGCCUUGCCAAACUGUACAUAUUCGAGUGCUCCACGUUUCCCGGAUAGGUUGGGCGCCCCUAUGGCAGUGUUGCGGGGAUGGCUUUGUUGAAGAUAUAUUGAUGUUGUUGUAAUAAAUUUUUAUUGUCGUAUGUUUAUUUAAGUGCCAUUUGCUUGUGUAUCGUCAUUCUUGGAUUGUUGAGAGUUGUAAAGUAGGCUCGAGUCUACGCCGUGAAGGAGAUUGGAGGCAACAGUACGCACGAAAGUGGGAUUUUUUUUUUUAAUUAAGUACAAAUUAUUCUGAUGAGUGAUAUUGAACUAGCUUUCAUUUGAGA